This is a messenger RNA of Topomyia yanbarensis, 563 nucleotides long. It is a transcript of the gene RpL35, whose product is annotated as large ribosomal subunit protein uL29. The coding region runs from base 136 to 507 and encodes 123 amino acids. The record is from RefSeq and is a predicted model, not a curated record. Gene Ontology annotation, molecular function: mRNA binding; structural constituent of ribosome. Lineage: Eukaryota; Metazoa; Arthropoda; Insecta; Diptera; Culicidae. Gene Ontology annotation, cellular component: ribosome; cytosolic large ribosomal subunit. Gene Ontology annotation, biological process: translation; maturation of LSU-rRNA from tricistronic rRNA transcript (SSU-rRNA, 5.8S rRNA, LSU-rRNA). The transcript has 3 exons.
AUUUCAGUUCAGUGACCACGCGUUCCGAAGUCUGACAGCGGGACGUGACGUCACAAACUUCAAAGUAGCAAGCAGCUCUUUUCCGAUCGGCCCGUCGAAAAUAGUGGUAGCGAGUGGAAUCCAGCAGCUAGCAAAAUGGUUAAAGUCAAGUGCUCGGAACUCCGGACGAAGGACAAGAAGGAGCUGACCAAACAGCUUGAGGAGCUCAAGACUGAGCUGCUCAAUCUGCGAGUAGCGAAGGUUACCGGUGGAGCACCCUCAAAGCUUUCCAAGAUUCGCGUUGUCCGGAAAGCCAUCGCUCGUGUUUACAUUGUGAUGAACACCAAGACCAAGGAAAAUCUACGCAAACUGUACAAGGGUAAGAAGUAUGUCCCACUGGAUCUGCGCCCCAAGAAGACCCGCGCAAUGCGUAAGGCUCUGUCUCCACGGGAUGCUGCCCGAUUGACGCUGAAAGAACAACGUCGGCGUGCCAAGUUCCCAAAACGAACGUAUGCCGUAAAAGCCUAACCUACGAACGCGAUGCUUUUUUCAGUUGAAUAAAAAUCUUAUCUGAAUGUAAGGAA